Molecule: messenger RNA, 735 nt
Organism: Polychytrium aggregatum
Lineage: Eukaryota; Fungi; Chytridiomycota; Chytridiomycetes; Polychytriales
Exons: 6
Coding region: 1-735 (244 amino acids)
Molecular function (GO): protein binding
Source: RefSeq, a predicted model, not a curated record
AUGGAGUUCGAUAACCGCCGAGAAGGCAUCGGGGAACGUGGCCAAGUUGGCUGUUGCAACCGGAGCCCCAGACUGGGAAGCGCUCAGCAAGAUUUGCCAGAGGCGGCACACAUGCUGGGCUUCAUAUACGAAAACGGCCUUGGGCGGCCCAAAGACAUGGCAGCUGCACUCUACUGGUACAAGAAAGCUGCCAGUCGAGAAUAUCCAGAGGCCCUCAAUAGCCUUGGCAAGAUAUAUGAGCAUGGCAAAGGCGUUCCAACCGACUACUCCGCUGCGGCCGGAUACUACCAGCGGGCAGCCGAGCGAGGCUCUCUGAAUGCGAUGACCAACAUCGGCUACCUGCUGGAAAACGGAUAUGGAUGUGGCCGAAGCUGUGAGACCGCUGCGAGAUGGUAUUAUGCGGCGGCCCAGGAAGGCGAUGCACGAGCGCAAAACUACUACGGUAGCUGCCUGUAUAAAGGAAAGGGCGUUAAGCAAGACUAUGGCCAAGCAGUUGAGUGGUACCGAAAGAGCUCCGCCCAAGGCAACCCAAGUGCGCACAACAAUCUCGGAAUAUGCUACGAAGAAGGUCUGGGCGUCGCGAGAGAUGUGGGGAUGGCAAAGACGCUCUACAAGAUGGCCAGCGACGCCCGCCACCCUAGCGGCACCAAUAAUUUGGGAUAUAUGUAUUUGACGGAGCAUCAAUACCGAGAGGCUUUCAGAAUUUUCCACGUUGCGGUGUCGUUGAAUAGGUAA